CAUCAGCGCAUCAAACUGACAUGGCAGUACUAGGAUUCUGUUGCAAUGCACACUGCUAUAUUUUUGACAUCGUGUCUUACGAGUGACCUUGACUCGCGAAACGGACACUGGUGUGCGCUGUCGCAAUGACUAUUAUUGAGUCCACAGAUUUUGGUAUACAAUCAAUAAUGGACUUCCUCGGUUUAUGCUCUCCGCUAUCGAUGCGCCUGUCGAGUGAGUCUUCGCUAUGUUGAAGGCACUACUGGCAGUGUGGCAGUGACAUGAGGACUUCCUGUGGUACGUGUCUUGCCGGCGUUUCCACGAUGCGCUACGCGUGUUCACAUGAUGAACGGUACUAGUAGCUAACGACAUUUCGUCCUGUGCCUCCUCUCAAAAAGACGCUGUCAUUUGCUAUAAAGGCUGGACAAUCUGUACACCAUUUUUUGUUUUUCUUCAUCUCGAUAUACUGUACCCCAGACAUGCUGCGCUGGCUAUCCCUCGCGCUUGUCUUGGCGAGUAAUGUCGCUGCGUUACCCUCUCCACAAUCCAAAGAGCCAAGCGAUGCACCGUCCCAGUGCCAAGCACGUGCCUGGGUAAGAGCACCUGACAUGGUUCCCGGCGAAGUUAUCGCGGGAGAUGUCAAGAUUAAACUCAGCGGACCAUGCACGGGCGCAAAGAGCUAUACGCUAGGCUUGCGCUACAAGGAAAAAGUAUUCUGGAAGUUAAGACAGCUCGACAGACGGGAAGAUGCCCCGAUUCCGGAAAUGCCCAAAUUGACGUAUAAUCAGACGGCGGUCUCGAACAGUGAUUUGUUCCGAGUCCGACCUGCCCAGAACUCCAGGAGUCCAAACUACAACGAAGCAGAAUGGAGGGCAUACGAAAACUCAGUUCAAAAUAAGGACUUGUGGUCUAUCCACGAGGAAGAACGGAUUGCCUUUGAGAUCAAGAGUCCUUUGGUCACAGAUCCACUGUCAACAAACUUCACGACCCAGUUUGGAGUUCUGGUACCAAAUACAAACUACCCUCCAGGAAUAGACUGUCGUGUAGGUUCCAUGUCUAAUGGGGGAGCGGCUGAUAUGAUAUCCAGCGAAUCGAUUUACGAGUACUUUGUCGAAAUCGGGUUUAGCAAUGGCACCGACUUCAGAGAUACUGUUAAUGUAUCUCUAUCUCCGCUACCCGCACGCUCCCGUAACACGAAGCCAUCAGUAGACAGGUUGCGGAGCAACUACACGAUUGAACUAUCUUUUCCUGAAGGAGCUCACGUUUAUCAAAACUCGUCCGUAAAUUUCACGGCCAUUGUUCAUCGGACAGGAUAUACGAAUCGGACAGACAUUCCUGUGGGGCUGUGUGCGUUCUCGGCGAGUGGCAUUGAAUGGUAUUCUGAGGAGCUCCAGAACCGAUCACAGCCAUUUCCACCGUUCAUUGGGGCGUUGGUCCCUUCCGUUAUCCCCGUGCAGCAUCCGGGAUUCUAUCAAGUCAUAACACCCUAUCCAGUCCCUGUUUCCCCAUGCAGAGAGAUCAAAUUUGCAGCAACUCCUGCACCCUUGAUUGACGAAAGCCACAUUUUUUCCACGUCCUCCGAACCUCUUUCAUUAUCCCUCUACGUGGGUCACAAUGCUGUUCCUGAUUUUUCAACGUACUAUCAGAAACUGGGAGGUCGUGUAAAUCUGAAUCUCCAUGUCAUGCCUGAUCCAUCAGAGCCAUGGGAUAAUGAAUUCGAGAAAAAACAAUGGGAGAGGCAGAUUGUGGAUGCGGAUGAAACUGACUGGGUGCCCUGGAUGCCACCAACACGUAACCAAUUCCUUUCCGGCGACACCAAUAUACUAUCAGUCAUUCCAAUGCAGAAGCAGGGACCUGCGCAAUCAACGCCAACCCACUACCUAUCUGACAAUGCUCGCCAACCAGUAUUUGUCGAUCCGUGCGACAUCGCUGACCUUCGUUUAAUGUUGCCCGAGGAACGUGAUCUCAUUGCCCCACUUACGCAGCCAGGUCAUCAAGGUUUUUCCCAAGGGAGAAGAACUUCCACGCAGAUAUUUCACUGGCAGUGA
This is a messenger RNA of Suillus subalutaceus, 2027 nucleotides long. RefSeq lists its product as uncharacterized. The coding region runs from base 459 to 2027 and encodes 522 amino acids. Lineage: Eukaryota; Fungi; Basidiomycota; Agaricomycetes; Boletales; Suillaceae. The transcript has 6 exons. The record is from RefSeq and is a predicted model, not a curated record.